Physeter macrocephalus (sperm whale) is the source of this 529-nucleotide messenger RNA. RefSeq names its product transmembrane protein 106A-like. The transcript is spliced from 4 exons. The record is from RefSeq and is a predicted model, not a curated record. NCBI's taxonomy places the organism in Eukaryota, Metazoa, Chordata, Mammalia, Artiodactyla, Physeteridae. The annotation marks the transcript as partial.
CUUGCCAAGGAUGGUGCUACCCUCACCCCUUCCUUUCCCUGUCUUCCUCGCCAGAAUAUCUUGAGCAUCUCCAAUAACAACUACUACCCCAUCGCUGUGACCCAGCUGACCAUUGAGGUUCUGCACCUGUCCCUCGUGGUGGGGCAGGUCUCCCACAGCCUUCUCCUCCACAUCGGCCCUUUGGCCAGUGAGCAGGUGUUUUAUACAGUAGCCAACAGGAUAUGGGAUGAAAACACAUACAAGAUCUGUACCUGGCUGAAAAUCAAAGUCCACCACGUGCUCCUGCACAUCCAGGGCACCCUGACCUGUUCCUACCUGAGCCAUUCAGAGCAGCUGGUCUUCCAGAGCUACGAAUACGUGGACUGCCGGGGAAACGCAUCCAAGCCCCACUUGCUGGUCCCUCGCCCGCCGUGACCUGUCUGCUGUCGUCGAGCUCCGGGCACCUGCCGGCCUGGUCUGUAUCUCCCACCACUCCGUGGCACCCAAUAGGACGAGAGUGACUUUGCCAAAGGAAAAGCUCUGCUUUAUC